Messenger RNA from Labrus bergylta (ballan wrasse), 1336 nucleotides. RefSeq names its product gap junction protein alpha 8 paralog b (gene gja8b). NCBI's taxonomy places the organism in Eukaryota, Metazoa, Chordata, Actinopteri, Labriformes, Labridae. Gene Ontology annotation, cellular component: connexin complex. The record is from RefSeq and is a predicted model, not a curated record. Gene Ontology annotation, biological process: cell-cell signaling; gap junction-mediated intercellular transport. Gene Ontology annotation, molecular function: gap junction channel activity.
CUCUCUCUCUCUCUCUCUCUCUCUCUCCCUGCACCCUCUGUGUCCCCUCUUCCACCCCACCCUUCAUUUUUUCAGUGCUACGGACCGAUCAUGGGUGACUGGAGCUUUCUGGGUAAUAUUUUAGAGGAAGUAAACGAGCACUCUACGGUGAUCGGCCGGGUGUGGCUCACGGUGCUCUUCAUCUUCCGCAUCCUCAUCCUGGGCACGGCGGCGGAGUUCGUGUGGGGCGACGAGCAGUCCGACUAUGUGUGCAACACACAGCAGCCCGGCUGCGAGAACGUGUGCUACGACGAGGCCUUCCCCAUCUCCCACAUCCGCCUGUGGGUGCUGCAGAUCAUCUUCGUGUCCACGCCGUCUCUGGUGUACGUGGGCCACGCCGUGCACCACGUCCACAUGGAGGAGAAGCGCAAGGAGCGCGAGGAGGCGGAGCUGAGCCGGCAGCAGGAGCUGAGCGAGGAGCGUCUCCCGCUGGCGCCCGACCAGGGCAGCGUUCGCACCACCAAGGAGACGAGCACAAAGGGGAGCAAGAAGUUCCGUCUGGAGGGCACGCUGCUGAGGACCUACAUCUGCCACAUCAUCUUCAAGACUCUUUUCGAGGUGGGCUUCGUGGUGGGCCAGUACUUCCUGUACGGCUUCCGCAUCCUGCCGCUGUACAAGUGCAGCCGCUGGCCCUGCCCCAACACCGUGGACUGUUUUGUGUCUCGACCCACCGAGAAAACCGUCUUCAUCAUCUUCAUGUUGGCCGUGGCCUGCGUCUCGCUCUUCCUCAACUUUGUGGAGAUCAGCCACCUGGGCCUGAAGAAGAUCCGCUUUGUCUUCCGCAAGCCGGCCCCGGCCCCGGCCCAGGGCGAGGGCUCGGCGCCUCCUCUGCCGCUGCAGGGGAAGAGCCUGCCCCCGCUGGCCGUGCCCUCCCUGCAGCGGGUCAAAGGUUACAGGCUGCUGGAGGAGGAGAAAGUUCCCCAAAUGACUCACCUCUACCCGCUGGCUGAAGUCGGCAUGGAGGCGGGCAGGGGGACCCCGCCCUUCCAGGGGGGGCUGGAGGAGAAGUCGGAGAAGGUGCUGCCCAUGGAGGACUUCUCUAAGGUGUACGACGAGGCGCUGCCCUCCUACGCUCAGACCACCGAGACAGGGGGGGUGAUAUUACACGAGGAGGAGGUGCAGCAGCCUGCGGAGAAGGAAGCGGAGCGGGUGGACGAGGAUGUGGAGGUAGAGGAGGCGGCGAUCGACGACGGGGUGACCGCGGCGGAGGCCGCCGAUACAAUAGAAGACACCAGACCGCUGAGCCGACUGAGCAAAGCCAGCAGCAGGGCCAGGUCAGACGAUCUCACCGUAUGAA